This is a messenger RNA of Paramecium sonneborni, 2039 nucleotides long. NCBI's taxonomy places the organism in Eukaryota, Ciliophora, Oligohymenophorea, Peniculida, Parameciidae. The record is from the annotation of a GenBank genome assembly.
AUGACGCUUUUUUCUGAGUUUCUCAUUAUUGGUUAUAAACCAGAAGAAUAUAAAGACACUGAAAUAAUUGAGUACUUUCACAUUAAUGGGUCAAGUCUUCCAGAUUAUCUAAGAAAUUUAGGCAUCGUAAUAAUUAAUUUUAAUAGCAUAAUAGAUGUGCUUUACAAGUGGUUUUGAUGCUAAAUUAGAAUAAGAAUAUUAAAAGAAAUAAGAUGACAUUAAUAGCAAGAAUUAUUUGCAUUAAUUUGUAAUCACUGAUCAAAAUGGCUAAUUACGAUACUGCACUUCUCUGGUAGUAUAUGAAAGCUAGAAAAACGAUUUUUAUGUUCCCUUUGCCUAUGUGAUAGUUUCAGAGUAAUCAAACUUGAUGAGGUAGAAAUCUUACAUGAGAGCGCUAUAUAAUGGCAUAUUUGAUAGAGUCACUGUAUAAACUAAUAUUUGAAUAUCAAUAGAGAUAUAGAGAUCGUGGAUGGCAAAUGGGAUCUUAGAAAUUAUUUAAUCAAUAAUUAUUUGAAUUCUAUUUGUCUAUGGGAAUUACAAACUUGAAUGGAUUGUAUUAUAUACCUAAGCAAAUAAUGAGGACAAGAUAAGAAGUAAUAACAGAUUUAAUGAUUAACAAUCCUCACAAUAAAAAUAAUCUCUAUAAUAAGGACAUCAGUUUCAAUGUUUUAUUUUCGAAAUUAUCAAUAAAAAGUAUAAUUAAAGUGGUUUAAUCAAUAAUCCUUGAAAAAUAAAUUAUUUUAUUUACAACGUAAGUUUGGGAUUUGGCCACAAUAACUGAGGCAUUCUUGCAAUUUAUUUAUCCUCUAUAAUGGAGAUGCAUUUAUAUACCUUAUUUACCAGGAGAAAUGUUAGAUACUCUUCAUGCUUCAGUCCCAUAUAUUAUAGGAGUUCAUUGUAAUCUUAAGGAACGAGUAUUGAUAUAAUAUGAUUGUCUUGAUAAAGUUUUGGUUGAUUUGGAUUAAGAUAGAGUCAUUGGCAGCAAUUUAGUAUUUAGAUCUAUAACUUUAAUUUUAGAUUUUACCUUUCCCAGAAUAACUAAUCGAAAUCCUAAUUAAUUAGAGUUCCAAAUUCUCUUAUUGCGAUAAUGUAAUGUAAAUAUUUGUUAGUAGGCUGAAUUGUUAUAAGUUUAAUGCUGUUUCCUUAAGUUUUAAUUGUAACUUAUCAAUAACAUCAUUCCAUACUUUAUUUAUUCUGACAUACUUCAAUAAAAACCAAAAAUAGAAGAUAUUUUUGAUAAAGAUUUGUAUAUUGAAUAGUUUGCUCCACUAGACUAAGAGUUCUAUAGAGAAUUUGCCAACAAAACUAUGGUAUUCUUAUAUUGAUAAAAUUUAUAGAUGUUUCCACGAUUUAUUGAAGAAUCCUAUCAGUAUUUACACUAAAAGCAAUUCUUGAAAUUAAAUAUCAAACCAAACAUUUUCAUUGAUUUACUCUUAUUGAUCAAUACUUCAGGGUAUUUCAAUAUUUAUAAAUUAUAAAAUAAAGAUUUUGAAGCUAAGUUAUUCAGUCUAAUAACUGAAUUUAAUAGUUUGAUUCCAGAAUAAGAGAAAUCAAUUCAUUCAUUAUUUUCCUAAUAUCAAAAAUAAAUUAAUGAAACUAUUAUUCCUUAAAAGAAAUUCCCUAUUCUCUAAAUUGAUAAAUCUAAGAUAGUUUAAAUAGAUGCAACUUAAUGUAGUAUUCAUUAAAACUCAUUCAUGUAAAGAAGCACUCAAUCAUAAAAAACUGAUAUCGGAAAUGAAAAUAAGUAGGUUAUUAAUAUACUUACAAUUAAAGUUCAUAAGAUAAAUCCAAUGUCUAAAUCAUAUAUAUAAAAUGAUGUUACUGCUUAGAUGAUUUUGAGAUAUCCAAAAAAGUCUUUAUCAAAAUUAAAAAAAACCUUAGCUGAUUAAUUGCUAAAACUAGCACCUGAAGUUAUUGCAGAAUAUAAACCAAUUCAAACAUCAUAAAUACUCAAUGUAAGACAAAGCAAGCGUAUAUUUAAUACUGAAGAAAUGGGUUACAUAAGUAUGUAUAGAACAAAAACUUACAACAUGUACUGA